Molecule: messenger RNA, 4670 nt
Organism: Galleria mellonella (greater wax moth)
Lineage: Eukaryota; Metazoa; Arthropoda; Insecta; Lepidoptera; Pyralidae
Exons: 9
Coding region: 301-2013 (570 amino acids)
Biological process (GO): cell surface receptor signaling pathway; adenylate cyclase-activating G protein-coupled receptor signaling pathway
Cellular component (GO): membrane
Molecular function (GO): G protein-coupled receptor activity
Source: RefSeq, a predicted model, not a curated record
AGUUCAAAAUAAAAUAUUUGAAAAAUAAAUAUGCAAAUAUGGCAUGAAUGUAUUGUAUAAUAAACGACUGGAUUAAAUAUAACUUUAAGUUUGCUUAAAACGGAAUGUCCCUCUAGUAUCGAUUUUUCACGGAAAAUGUGCAUAAUAUUAUUUUAUUGAUGUUAAUAGUAAACAAAUGAAUUUACAUCUGUUGUAUUAGAAAAUACAAAAUGUAAAGCUGUAAAAGAUCUAUGCAUCUGCAUCAUUGAUACCUAACUGAAAAAGACUAUAAAAGAAUUAACUAAAAUCGAUAUAUGUAUAAUGUGCGGAAUCAUUAUUAAAUUGGUUUUUUUGAUUAUUUUCUUUGUAUCGUGCGUGAAUGUUGGAGCAUCACAACAAAACAGAACAUCUCAUCAUGUACGACGAUCGAGUAUUGAUGAUGGGUUUUUCAAGAAUCAAAAGUUGGUGUCAUAUCGGUCCUUCCAACCGGUAUCAAUUAAGUAUCAUAAGGCCACAUAUCCUAAACCUGAGGACAGACCAGAUUAUGAUAUAACUUCAUACGAUACGGAGUACGGUGGCGUUGUAUCGAACUUUACGUCUUCCAUAUACGACGAUAAUCCACCUUUGUAUCCCAACCCUGAAUUUAUAGCGAAGAGCAAUCAAGUAAAUAAGGUGCAGAUAGAAAACAAACUACCAGAGCCCGAAGUUGACCUACCUGAUGACUCUUUAGCUGAUGCAGACCUAAAAGAGCAUAACAUUAUAGACAGCGUCACAUAUCUGUAUGGGUUUAAUAACUGUCACGGAGUAAGGAAUGAAUGGAUGAUAUUGAUCUUCAUUACCAGCGGUAUUGCGGUUAUCUUACUCAUAGCCGCUGUUAUGUGGCUGAUGUGGAGUGAGUACGCAGCAGAGUUCCGCAGGAGUAGCAAACUUUAUCCUAUCAACAUCAAUUUGUGUUGCUGCCUUAUUGCUUGUACGCUUAUUUACAUACAAGCUGCAAUGGGCGUGUCCUCUCCCUCACAAUGCGAAAGGAUUGCUCUUCUUUUGCACUAUACUCAUGUGUCAUGCGCAAUGUGGAUCGUUGCGUUGGCUGCUGCUGUUGCCGAAUAUUGCGCUUGUGAUACUCUGCUGCCGUUAAAGUACAAUUAUCUAUUGGCUUAUGGAGUACCGGCAAUUGUAGUUAUGUUCAACUAUGCGUUAUCAAUGGAACACUACGAAAUAAAACAUUACUGCUGGAUGUCCAUAGAAAAAGGUAUGGUUAUGGGUUUCAUGGUGCCGGCCAUGAUACUCAUACUCAUUAAUACAGCAAUCAUUAUACUUGGCCUCCAAAGCGUUAAUAAGAAACAGGCUGAAAUGCUGACGGCGAAAAUACAAGAAUUGGUCGACCACCAUAUUGCAAAUUGGCCUAAAAACGAACCAAUGGAGGAAAAUAAAAAUGGUAGUAUUGACACACUUGAUAUUUAUACACCGGGUAGCAGCAGGAAAAAUACCGAUAGCUCUGAUACACUCGACAGAGAUUAUAAUUUGAGUGAAGACGAUUGCCAAUACGUUAAUUUGGGCAUACCUAAUGGUGAUGCGAACGGCGACGGUGUAAAUGAGUCAAACCAAGCCAAAACAAUCCAAGACAAGGGCUUACUGAACAUGCUAUACAUGGACAAUCUUUCGUGGAAAUGGAGCUGGAAUACCGAGGGGAACGAGCUGAAGACCUAUCUGAACCUGUGCUUGGUAUUGGAACCGUUCUUCGCCAUAAACUGGGUGAUGGGUGUGGUGGCUAUAGAGAACGCAGCGCAUUGGUCCACGCCCACCAUUUACCUGAUACUGGUUGUUGCUAUGUACGUAUACCUGACUGCUACAAUUUGCACGACUCUGCCCAUCGUACGCAACAAGAGUAACACACCGUGCUGCGAGGAGGUGAUCACGGAGCCCACGAUGACGAGAACCAGGACUACGGACAGUAUCCCAUUACUGGAUCCCACAAUUCAACAGCCGAACGUGACACCGGCACCGGCCGACACUAUAAGCACAAUCAGCAUUUAAAUUGAAACUCUAAUGCUUAUGAAAUAGAAUUGAUAAUUGCAGUUGAAAGGAUCGACUGUUUGGUGCUCGCCAAUUCAUAUAUUGACGUCCUAAUAAGAUGUCAAGAGAGAAAAAUGGAAAGUACGUAAUUAACACUGAAGUGUUAGGAAUAGGGAGGUCUCUAGACUCGAGGUAGUAAAGCAGGUCACGUGUCACAUACUGUUUCAGAUAUUUAUUGAUUAGGCACUCGGACAAGAGAAAAAAAUAAUGUGCCAUUCAUUUCACUUCGAAAUAUUCAAGUCUAAGCUGUUCCUAUGGAUAAAAGACAUACAUGUCAUAUUAUGAACUAAUAUAUAGAUGUUUUGUAUAGGUACUCUGCAUAUUUUCCAGAUGGGGAAAAGUCUCCCCUUUAUUUAUUAUAAAUAAUUAAAUUAAAAAAAUUGAAAACAUAUUGAAAUUGCAAUCAUCUAGGAAUGUACUGGACGCAUUUCUUUUAACGGAAAUUGAGAAUUAAAAAAAAUUGAAUUUAUGAAAAAUAAAAAAAAAACCUAUAUUAUGGUUAUAAAAGCUGCCAGUUACAUCAGCAACAAUUAUCGUACGCAAUAAUUUGAAACAAGAUGCCUACCUAUUAUAAUGUAUUAAAGAGUUUUCUAAUAAUAUUAUUAUAAUUGCCGAGAUGUUUAUGAAAAUUUCAAUUUACAAGUAGUAAAAAAUUUCAAAUUACAUAUCUACCUACAAUAAUUUUCACUCUUGCUCUAGAUACGGAAUGUGAUUCCGUUCAUGUAUAUAUACUAUUAGUGGGUAGGACAUAAAACAUUUUGUAACUUAAUAAAGUUUUGAACGUAGUGCGAACUUGACAGUUUCAAAAAUAGAUUUUAAAGUUUUAAACAGAUUCUCAAGUUUAUAAUGCACAUAGAAAGAAAACUGAAGAAAAAACUUCGCACCAACUAAGACCCAAAACUUAAAUAACUGAACCAACAAUGUACCACAAUACAUUUGGUGCAUAAAAGUACAUAGUUUUACACGUUUGUAAACAAGUUGAUGCGGGGUCCUUCUUUAUAGAUAACAUUUUAAUUUGGAUAGAUAAUGACAAAGACCAAUAAAUAUUUAAAACUGAUAUAAUCACGACGUAUCGGCUAGUUACAUUGUGACUUCUAUUAAUACCGUAGUAACUAUCUAUUUCUCUAUAUAUUAUUACGUGAAGUAAAAACUUUAUAUCUCUUUUUAUGAAAAUUGAGCGGACGGAAGAGUAUCAAAUUUUGCACACAUAUAUUUUAUAUAGAGAAGGGGAGCAGAGUGCUAAUAUUUUUUUUAAAUUAUGUAUAUAAAAUACAUUAAAUCAAUAAAAAAAAACACACACACUACCAUGUAUUUGACACACACAUACGCAUAUAACUCUUUUGUUUAUUAUUAGUCUGUGGUCAUAUUGAGAAUAGAUUAAUAUUAUUUGUCCAUAGUCUUACUAAAUGUCAAACAUAACCAUAAUAAAUUUAUUUAUUAUAAUAUAUAUAUAUUAUGGUUGAAUUUCAACCACUGUUCGACCACUAGUUGUUACUGAAGUAAGAAUUGUCGGAAUUGCGUCAAACAUUUAAAUAUUUUGUGGCUAUUUUUAUAUACAAUAAUAAUAUAGGUGUUUUCAAACAAGAACAAAUUGCAAUUUUUUGGUUAUUUUUAGAUAAUACUAUAAAAAGUUAAUAAAUAAAAAGGCAAAACUGAUACUGUAUACACUCGUUUUAAGAAAUAAAAACUAAUAAUUAAGAUUGCAUUAAGAUGCAUCUUGCAUGAGGAAGUUUUGAAAACGAAAAAAAAAUAUUAAUAAAAACAAUAGAGAAUAGAAGAGACAAAAUGCUGGGCCGCCUUAUAUGACAUGACAACUUUUUAAAGAGCAUACUAAAAAAAUAGAAGACAAAAGAGGAAGAGGAAAACCUAGAAAUAAUUUAGAUGGGACAGAUAAAGGAAACACUAGGUGUCAUGUCGUAUAGGGAGGUCAAGGAUAUGGCCUGAAGUAGAACUGGCUGGAAGAAAAUGCAUAAAUUAGUCGUACCGACAAGAGAAAACUCUUAAAAAAAAUUAAGAUUUACAGUUUUGUUUGGAAACACAAUACAAGAAUCUGAUAAUAAAUAUCAAAGAGUUAACUUGUUACUAAUCGCACAAAAAUUAGGGAAUUUCGAUAUUAUUUUUAACAUUUCUAAUGUUUAUGAAAUAGGAACCAAAAUGAAAGUAAGCAAUGCAUAUAGGAGAAACUUUUACAGAGAUUCGACUAGUUAACUUCACGUAGACACAUAUUCUAUGUAACAGAUACUAGCUCUCAAGAACUUCAAGGUAUAUAUAACUAUAUGGGUGUCACAGUAUAUUGUAUGAUAUCCAUGUUUUAGAUGGCUAUUUUUAUCAAGUGGGUCAUCAAUGUCCUGUCUAACUCUUUUACCAUCCUUUACAGUGAAUGGCUCUGUUAACUUGCAGUGAAUUAUUUUGCCACUGUGGGCAUAUUGCCUGAGUGGCGCCCUCUGGUUGUCAUUUACUUGUCAAUUGUUUCUAUUGUAUGUCUACCUUCAUGUUAUUAUGAUAAAUUUCGUGCUAAUUCUGUCCUGUUUUAUAAGUUACUAAUAUUUGAUAAGAUGUAGUUAAGGUUUUGUGAUAGUUAAUAUAGUGUGAUAGUAAUAUUGUUGCGUAAGUUUUAA